This is a messenger RNA of Erigeron canadensis, 704 nucleotides long. RefSeq names its product transmembrane emp24 domain-containing protein p24delta7-like. Bases 64 to 651 code for a protein of 195 amino acids. Gene Ontology annotation, biological process: intracellular protein transport; Golgi organization; endoplasmic reticulum to Golgi vesicle-mediated transport. The transcript is spliced from 4 exons. Gene Ontology annotation, cellular component: endoplasmic reticulum-Golgi intermediate compartment; COPII-coated ER to Golgi transport vesicle; Golgi apparatus. The record is from RefSeq and is a predicted model, not a curated record. NCBI's taxonomy places the organism in Eukaryota, Viridiplantae, Streptophyta, Magnoliopsida, Asterales, Asteraceae.
UCAUCAUUAAACAUAUCAACAACAACAAUUGUGAUCAUCAUAUUGGGGUUAGCUUCAACACCAAUGUUGGUGAAAGGGAUGAGGUUCGAUUUAAAAACAGGAGCCACAAAAUGCAUAACCGAAGAUAUUAAACUCAACGCAAUGACCGUUGGCAAGUAUAGCAUUGUUAACCCUGUUGAAGGCUUUCCGUUAUCUGAUGAAGAUCGAAUUACUGUCAGGGUAACUUCGCCGCUUGGGAACAAUUAUCACUAUGCAGACCGUAAAAAUUCUGGUAAUUUUGCGUUCACUGCAGGUGAGACUGGUGAUUACAUGACUUGUUUUUGGGCAUCUAAACAAUCUCCAGAAAAGUCGUUGUCUAUUGAUUUCGAUUGGAAAUCAGGCUUGGCUGCUAAAGAUUGGUCUAAAGUGGCUAAAAAGGGACAAGUUGAAAUGAUGGAACUUGAGUUGAAGAAAUUGUACGAUUCAGCCAUCACUAUCCAUGAAGAGAUGUUCAUGCUUCGUGAGAGGGAGGCAAUGAUGCAACAUCUAAUUACAUCGACUAACGUGAAGAUGGAGACUUUUACUUUUUUGUCCCUUGUAAUAUGUUUAUCAGUAGCUGCUCUGCAACUAUGGCAUUUGAAGGCAUUUUUCCAGAGGAAGAAGCUCAUUUAGUUUUCCUCCACAAACUUCAACUUUCUUUUUCUUUUGACAUAUCAUAGAAGAUU